Messenger RNA from Lucilia sericata (common green bottle fly), 2124 nucleotides. RefSeq names its product pescadillo homolog. The coding region runs from base 122 to 1975 and encodes 617 amino acids. The record is from RefSeq and is a predicted model, not a curated record. NCBI's taxonomy places the organism in Eukaryota, Metazoa, Arthropoda, Insecta, Diptera, Calliphoridae. Gene Ontology annotation, molecular function: RNA binding. Gene Ontology annotation, cellular component: PeBoW complex; nucleolus. The transcript is spliced from 4 exons. Gene Ontology annotation, biological process: maturation of LSU-rRNA from tricistronic rRNA transcript (SSU-rRNA, 5.8S rRNA, LSU-rRNA); ribosome biogenesis.
CACACCCAUUCAAUUCGAGCAUUUACAAAAUAAAAAAAAACUUUAGCAGACAACACACGUGUUUUCUUAUUUUAGUUUAUUUUAAAUUAUUUAGUGAAUAAAAAGUGAAAAAUAUAUAGAAAUGCGUCGUCCCAAGAAGUAUGAAUCCGGUGAGGCUACCCAAUAUAUCACACGUAGAGCUGCUUUACGAAAAUUACAAUUGUCCCUAAAUGAUUUUCGUCGUUUGUGCAUUGUUAAAGGUGUCUAUCCCAGAGAACCUAAACAUCGUCGCCGUGCACAGAAAGGUUCUUCAGAUAUAAAAAUUCUCUAUCAUGCUAAGGAUAUAAGAUUCUUAUUACACGAGCCUAUAGUUUGGACUUUGCGUGAUUACAAAAUUUUUGCCAAAAAGACCGGACGCGAUCGUGCUAUUAAAGAUUUCCGCAACUUGAAAAGACGUUUGGCUCAAUUUCCUGAAUUAAAAAUUGACCAUAUUGUUAAAGAACGUUAUCCUACCUUUAUAGAUGCUAUUAAAGAUUUGGACGAUUGUCUGACUUUGUUGUUCCUAUUCAGUACCUUCCCUUCCUUGAGAUUGAUUCCACGUGAGCAGUCUGUUUUGUGCCGUCGUUUGACUAUCGAAUUUUUACAUUAUAUCAUUGCCUCCAAGUCAUUGAGAAAGGUGUUCAUUUCAAUAAAAGGUUAUUAUUUCCAAGCCGAUAUAAAGGGACAAAAAGUAACCUGGAUAGUACCUCAUUACUACCCAUUCAAACCACAUUCUAAGGCCGAGGUUGACUUUAAAGUAAUGUCAAUUUUUGUUGAAUUCUACACUGUCAUGUUGGGUUUCGUCAAUUUCCGUUUAUAUAACAGCAUUAAUCUUGCUUAUCCACCACAAUUUCCCACUGGUGUCUUAAAUGACAGCGAAGAGACCCUAAAGGAUGAAGCAUCUUUCGUUUCUGACCGCAUAGCUGCUUUAAAUUUCCAACUUAUGCGCACUGACAAAGUGGAAGAGGAUGAAGAAGAAAAUGAAAUGGAUUUGGAGUUAUUGGAACAGGAUGGAGACUCCAAACGUGUUUUGAAAAUGAAGCAAGAGGCUCAAGAAAUUGCACGUCUAAAGAGUUUAUUCAAGGGUCUUAAAAUCUUUAUAAACCGUGAAGUUCCCCGUGAACCAUUGGUAAUACUUAUUCGUUCUUUUGGUGGAAAAGUUUCUUGGGAUUCUACCGUCUUCCCAGGAGCUACUUUUGAAGAGACAGAUGAAACCAUCACACAUCAAAUUGUUGAUCGCCCAAGCCUUAGUAAACAAUAUAUUUCAAGAGAUUAUGUUCAGCCACAAUGGGUGUUUGAUUGCAUUAAUAGACGUCAAUUGUUGCCUACCAACAAAUACUUCAUGGGCGUAGUAUUGCCACCUCAUCUUUCGCCCUUCGUGGAAGCUAAUCGUGAUGCUUAUAUACCUCCUGAGGAGAAAUCAUUGCACGAUCCUUCUUUGAUUGAGACACACGAACAAAGUGAUGCUGAAUCUUCAGAAAACGAAGAAGAAAUGGAAAAUAAUGAAGAAAAUCAAAACCUAAUAGAUGCUCAAUUACAACAAGCCUAUCAAGAGGAAAAGGCAGAAUUCGAGCAAUAUGGUGAUGAUGUCAAUGAAGAUGAAGUCGAGGAUGAAGAAGCUAGCAGCGAAGAUGAUGAAGAAUUGGAUGAAAAAGAAAAAUUACGUUUGCAAGAGAAAAAGAAAAUGGCUGUACAGUCCGGCAAAGUACAUAAAGAAAACAAACGUUUGUUGCGCAAAAGUGAAGUGGACGAACAUCGUCUGCAGGCUCGUAUGGUUAAGCCUAGACAUCGUAAUCUUUUCCGUAAAUUGAUACGCGAAAAACAAUCAAAGGAAAAAGAAGAAUGGUUGUUGAAAAAGAAACGUCGUGUUAUCGAUGCCAAAACUAAGGAAGAGAAAAAGGCCUCAAAGAAAGCAGCUAAAAAAGCUGCCCAAGCUUCAGUUGCUGUUAAGAAUUAGUUAUUAGUUUAUACAUUUUCAUUAAUAUUAGGUUUAAAUUUUUAAUAUCAUCGAUUAAUUUUCUUUAUCACUAAUGUGUGGUAUAUAAAACUAAUUAGAAGUGUAAAUAAAACAAAAAAAUAUAUAAAAUCUAUUUCAGAAAAACAAAA